UUUCUCAGCUGGGGUCGGCUAAAGAGCUGGCCGGAAAGGACUCGAGGGGAGCUGCUGGUUUCCCUUUCUAGUGACUGGUAGAGUUCGGAUUUUGAUGUUCUGUCCUUGUGGAAGCUUCCACGUGGAAGCCGUCGGGAAUGACACCUGCUAGUAAAGAUUAGCGGUCAGCGUCUCCGUUCCUUGUCUUUCUCGCUAGUAGUCUCCUCCUCCUUGUUUCGUUAAAAAUGGUUUCUGUGUUAAGAAGACGCGUAUUGGCUUGGGAUGCUGUCGGGUUGACUAUGGGUUAGGCUAGAAUAAGGCUUGUUUGGAACCGGGCUGUCUCACGCGAAAGAGAGGCGAGAAGCACUUGUAUUCCAAGAUUGCUCUGACAAGGGGGUCUCGGCAGGAUUUCUCUACAUAAUUCUAAAGGAGCAACCGUACAUUUGGAGGAGCCACCUGGAAGGCCUAGGCAAGAGCUCUGAGUAACCCAACCAUUUUUUUUCCAGGUUUAACGACGGGAUCGGUAGUUUUCUUGCACCCCUUUCUCAUGUACUUUCUGCAGUUCAGGAAGUCUUCGGACCAUGACUGGAGCUAGGAUGUGAAUCUGACAGCCCUGGUCAUGCUUUUGGAUUCUAUUGUCAGAAUAGACUUCAUCUGGUAUUGGUUGGAUAGUACUGGCCAGUGGAUUGAAUAUGGCAAGAAGCAUUCAGAACACUGUGCUGCUAUAAUAUCCUCUUCUGACUUGGAGGCUGCUUUUCUAGCUGACCGAAGAGGCAUUGUAUUUUUCCGUGCUGGUUCUCAGCUGUAUGAACUCAACUUCCAAGACAUGGUCCAGAGAAACCUGUACUAUCGAACCCGGAGAAAAGUGUGCCGAUGGCCCAAACUUGUAUUUUUUGGAGGGGAAAACAGCAAUGCAAAGGGUUCCAGGUGUUGCUUGGAAUCUUCUUCCCUUCCCUUCCAUUUGUUUCCUUCGAGCUGGGACCACUCAGCUUUGCCAGAUAUAGGCUAUAAGUUGGUGGAGGUCUCCAAUUCUACUAAAGAAUAUAAUGAAAUCAAAGAACUAUUUGAGAAGACAAUGGAAGGUUUCGUUAUCCAGAGGCUCCUAAGGAAUCAGAACCCUUCUCUUUGGCAAGUCUUUCUGUGGCAGAAAGAGCAGAUGAAGAAAAAGAGUGGAGGGAAAAGAGUAGACGAAAGGCUCUUGUUCCACGGCACCAGUGCAUCUCACUUGCAUGACAUCUGUGGGCAGAACUUUGACUGGCGGAUCUGUGGGACCCAUGGAACGCUAUAUGGAAAAGGAAGUUAUUUUGCAAAGGACGCCAGUUACUCUCAUGGGUACUGCCAGUUGGACACCUGCUUCAAGACUAUGUUUGUAGCUAGAGUUCUAGUUGGAGACUAUGUUCAAGGGAACGCUGCUUACCUUCGCCCUCCACCCAGACCUGACCAGCGGAACAACUUUUAUGAUAGCUGUGUGGACAGCCUUCUGGAUCCUUCCAUUUUUGUCAUUUUUGAGAAGCAUCAGAUUUACCCAGAAUAUGUAAUAAAAUACAAGCAAGUAUCCCAGUGCACGGUUAUGUGAAGUGGCAGCAAUGUGUCUGUCUUUGUCUUCUUCCCUUAGAGGUCUAGAUCUCACAUCUUUUUAUGAACUUGAAAGACAUUUUUAUUAGACUGUACGUUACUUUUUACUUCCAGGCCUUAUGAGUGUGAAAUGCUCUAUGUUGGACAACCCAAAUCCCUCUCUGGGUUAUUGGCAUUGUUUUAUAACCAAUGUGGGGGGCUGGAGCUGGCUGAAUCCUUUUUCUGAACAAAAAAUAAAAUUUACAAACUGGUAUCAUCA
Molecule: messenger RNA, 1813 nt
Organism: Eublepharis macularius
Lineage: Eukaryota; Metazoa; Chordata; Lepidosauria; Squamata; Eublepharidae
Product: protein mono-ADP-ribosyltransferase PARP12-like
Exons: 9
Coding region: 599-1555 (318 amino acids)
Molecular function (GO): NAD+ poly-ADP-ribosyltransferase activity
Source: RefSeq, a predicted model, not a curated record